AUGUCAGAAAAAAAAGGAACGUUUAAUUCAAGGACAAAUAGACUUGAUUUGACGACCCCAAGAAGGAAACUGAAAAUACUAUCAUCUCUCCUUGACGCUGAAGAUGGUUCUAAGACACAAGAUGAACACAGCUACUCAAGUAUCCAUGGUAAUAAACACAAAGUAGCAAAGCCUACUCGACAACCUACUUUACGUGAAUCCAUUUCUUCGAGGCGAAAUAGCCAUAUUCAUAAUAAAUCCCUUCAUGAAGAUAGUGCGAAAGCUUUAAACUGGGUAGAUUCUCUAAUUAAUAGGGGGAAAAGUAUACUUACUACACUAGAAAAGGAGGAUGCUUUGUUUGAGCGCGAACUUGAGGAGGAAAGACAACGUUUCCAGCUUCAUGACUCUUUAAUGAAUAAAUACACUGGAAACGGUAAAAGUCAUCAGCGACUAGUCGAUCUCAGGAAGAGCCAAUAUGGAACAGAUACUUCUUUUCAAAAUAAUGAUGAAAUUCCCUUAGAUAGUUUUAUAAGUUCUCCUCUACCGGAGGCUGAUGACAAGACGCCCUCAAGUAUCGACUCUGAUGAGGAUGAAGAUCUACAAGGUAAAGAAUCUUUAAUCAAAGACUUCGAUCUCGAAAACGAUGAAAGCGACUUGUCCGGAGAAGAAGAGAAUACUGACGACCAAAGCAGUGCUUCAAUAGUGAUAUUAUCAGAUGAAGAAUAUGCAGAAGAAGGAGCACUACAAGAUAUAUCAAGUGAAGAUGAAUAUGAAGCGCAUGAGGAAGAGCAAGUUGAGAUGGAGGACAUGGGGCAGGGACAAACAACUAUGCGUCCGAAUGUGGAAUCUGCUACACAAACUAGGCUUUCUAAUCCCAGUGACCACCAGGACUAUUCAGAGACGGUAGAAAAGGAAUCUGAUGAUGACAAUGAUGUGGAGAGCGGUGCUGAAAAGGAUGAAAGUCAGGAGGAAGAAGGAACGGAACAUUCGAUAGAUUUUUCAAAAUACAUGCAGCCGAGAAUAGAUAAUACUAAGACUCUAAAAUAUCAACCUGAUGAGCAACAAACUUAUCAAACAUAUUCGGAAAAUGAUACGUUUGAUUCCGGUCCAGUAAAUAUUUCAGUGGAUGAUGACUCUGAGGAUGAAGAAAGUCAAGCUGAAAGUUAUUUAGCAAACGCUGGAAGUGUACGCCAUAAUGAACAAGAAUUGGAUAAUAAAGAAUUGAUAGAAAAUAUCGAAUCAUUAGAUAGCGGAUCAGAAAGUGCACAAGAAAGCGAACGAGGAAAUGAAGGUGAUUUUGAAUAUAAAGCGACAAAUGGAAAAGAAAGUGCGUUAGAAGAGACCAAAAAUACCAGCGAAAGCGAAGAUCAAAGUUUCGAGAUAGAUACUAAGGACGAAAUGGAACAGCAUGAAAGUGGCGAGGAAUCUGAAAAAAAUGACAGUAUCAAAAAUACUUCAGUGAAAGAUUUUUACGAAAAUAAUAAUGAAGAUGAAUACUUAAAAAAUUCUUUGAAUAAUGACAUGGACUCUGCUAAAGGAAGAGAAAAAGAUACUGUCGAUGGCAAGGAUUAUGAGGUAAUUGGGAACAGGAUUGAAAGUAAUCUGCGCGGAGAUUCACCUGACAACUUAUAUAAUCUCGCUGCAAGGGCUGUGCUCCAAUUUCAGCAGAGUAAAAAUUUGAAUUGUCCUCAAAAGGAAGAGAAGGAAUCUGAAUUUUAUACAGGGCAUUCAAAUAGAAUUGACGUAUCAGACAGGUCUUCAGACGAACUCGAAGAGCAAUUACUAUCCGAAAAGGACUUCACGGGUAAAACCGGAAAUGAAAAUGUAAAAGUGGAUCGAGAUGAUUCUCCACCCUGUGUUGAAAUAGAGGUUGAGAAAGCUUCUGAAACGGGACGGGACCCUCCCGCAGAAAAGAAGUUGCUACCACUAUCCACAGAUACAACAUUUAACGAUUUACCAAUGGGAAAUGAAGACAGUGUCUAUUAUUCUCUUGAUGACGCUGAUGUUAUAUCAGAGAAUCUCGCAAAUACUCCCCUUCUAGAAACCAAACCGAUUUCGACGUAUGAAGUGGUAAUUUCUGGAUCUGUGUAUAGUUCUACUUCUUACGAAGAUAAUGCAGUUGUCAUGCCACCACAAGUAGAGUACAUUUCGCCAUUUAUGAAUGACCCAUUCAAUUCCUCGAACGGUGAUUGCGAGAAGAAGCAUGAACUAUUGAAAUCAACCUUAGCAGCCCUUGCCCCAGCCUUUAUCGAAGAGGAUGCAAAAGUUGGAGAAUCUGGAGCCACAGAAUCUUAUUUGACAUCUAAAUCUGGAUGCCCGAACGCUUUCCAUAUAGGUGAGGAAAUUGACCAGAUGAGUAAUUCUGAUGAGACGACGAAAAACGCUAGUUCCGGAAAUGAAAAUGCACACAAUGAAAAUAAAAAUCAAAAUGAAGUUUUUCCUACCAUGACUACUACCGCUGACAAGUCAGCUGAAGAUAACGCGGAUGAAAAGUACUUUUCGGCAAUUAAUUAUACAAAUAUUACAGAAGAUUCUUCCUUCCAAGAGACUAUCGAACCUGCUUUAGAUGUGGAGGAGUAUUCAAGGUUGCAUGGAAAAGAUACGAACAAAGUUGAGAUUUCAACUGGUGAUAAACAUGGCAAACAGAAUGAAGAUGGUAGUAUAACUCAAAGAUCAUUUGCAACCGAUUUUCCAGACAAUUACCAACAAAGUAACAAUGGUCCCGACACUUCAUCUGCUGAAUUGAAAGUAAAACAUAGCGAUCUUGGAGAAGAAUCGUUUAAUAAGGGGCCUGCAAAUGUUAAGGUUCAUUCUGGUACUUUUGAAGACCAAAAUAAAGAGGGAAGCUCUCCGGAUAGUCUACUUCAAGAAACUGCUGCAAGCUUAGAAGUAAGUUAUGGAGUAGUUGAUUCAGAGCGUAAAUGUGAUGAAGAACAUGUGGGUGAUCCAUAUGAAAAAGGUUAUGCGGAUCCAGAAUCAAGCUACACUGGAAACAGUAAAGAAAGUACAACUAAAGGUAUGAGGAAAGAUGCUUUUGGAUUACCAGAGCCGGAAAAUGAAACGGUUAGUAUAAAUCACGAAGACGAGAUACUCUUUGAAGCUAAUGUCUGUUCAUCUGUAGAUGUUCAGAAUAAAGACAUACCCGCUGUUACCAAUCGAGAGGCGGAAGCAAAAUAUGAAGAGGGUGAAAGAAAACACAUUAUCGAGGAUAUAAAUUCGGACGAAGCACACAUUUCCAUUAUCGAAAAAGUUGGUAAGACUUUGAUUGAAAAUAAUACGGAGAUCUUGGAAAAGCCAUGUGUGGAAGAAAUGAACGACAAAGUGUACUCUAAAAGAAGAGCAACUACCAUUGAAGGCACAACACUCUACAAAGUCAAUACCAAUAUGCAUGAUGUGGUUAACCAGGCUUCCCACAGCCUUGACCGAGAACAAGGUCGUAAAGUUGAGAAAAACACUGAGGUUUCUGCAAAAGUUAAAGUAGAAAUUCCGGCUUUCAGUUCGGAACUUGAAUCUGUGCAAUCAUUGAAGCCAGAAUCUGCUCACUCGAAUAUUUUUUCAUCCCCGAUUCGUGUUCUUGGAACUAUGGUGAAAGGUGUGGGUAAGGUAGUCGACUUGGCCGAAUCAUUCGUGAAAAAAAUUGAUGUUAUGGAUUCUGAGAGUGAUGAUUCUGCUGAUAUUGAUGAUGGUAAUGAAGAAAUGUUUGAAAACUCAGUCACUACUAAUGUGUGCGAUGAUAUGAAAAGUAUAAUUAUUGAAGAUAAAGACGGAGAUGAAGAUGAAGUUGUCACACUCGGAGGAGUCACUACAAAAGCACCUAGUGGCAAUGGUAACUUUAAUGUAAUAAAUAUCGACGCGGUGGAAAACGGUAAUAAUGAAGAGGACAUAGUAUAUGACCAAUACUCUGACAUAUUUGGACAGCAAAUGAAGGAUAAAAAAAGUUCGCAGAAAUCAGAAGAGUCACUAGUUGAAAAUUUACAAUGCGAGCAGCAUAGCGAGAAGAACGACCACAGCGAGGAAGAAGAAGAAGAGGAUGAUCCCAUAGACGGAGAGGCAACAUCAGCAAACACCCACGUAAGUGGUCCAGAUGAUAUUAAGAGACAACAACUUUUAAAAAACUUAAUUGAUCUCGAAAAUUAUUCUCAGAAGCUCACUCAAGACUCCAGCCGAGGCACAAGUCAAGAAAAACGAAAUGAAAUAAACACAAGCCGUGAACAAGAUCCCACGUUUGAAAGGCCCGUCGAAGAGGAACAUGUUGGAGUCAUCGAAGAAGACAGCGUUUCGGAGUUGGAUAUUAGCAUUCAAUCCACUGAGCACGAAGAAUAUUUUUCAAAGAAACAAGAGAGGUCAAUAGAAGACCUACAUUCAGAGCCGGAAGAGGAUGAGCUGUUUGAAUUGGAAAGACAGGUCCCUACAGGAAUAGCAGUUUUUGGUAAAAGCGAUGAUGAAGAAAGACAACGCGGAACCAUACCAUCUACAGAUCUUCCAUCUGAUCCUCCGUCUGAUAGGGAAGAAAGCACAGGUUCUCAUACCUAUUCAAAUUCGGAAAAUGCAUCUGCUGGAAAGGGUGUGCCAACUUCACCAGAAGUGUAUGAAAUAUUCUCAGACACACCAAAUGAACUCCCCAUGGAAAUUAAUAAUGAACUGCCCAACACCAGUUUGGGGAAAGAUGAUAAAACUACGGCGACAUCCGUCUUGGACGAUAGGUUAGAAGAUUUAUCCAGCAACGAUAAAAAUUUCAUUAACAUCAAGGUAAAUGAAGGUGAGGAGGGGUCUGAGCACAAAGCAGUGGAUAUACCCAUUGAGGUAGACGUUAAAGAAGAACAAGAAGAAAUACCUCCAAAUCCAGUACCUGAAGAACAGAAACUGAAUGAGGGACUAUUCAAUGAUAAAGGCGGCCUAGGGAGUAAUAACGAUGAGGAAAUCAACCGCGAAGAGGACAAAUCUAAAGCAAAGAAGAAAAGCCGUAAAAGAAACUAUAACAGCAGAAGAAGGAAAAGAAAAAUCACAGAAGGCAGUUCUGCCGCAUCAAAUACUAAAAGACGUAAAAGACACGAGCCAAGAAGCCGUGGAAAAAAAACGGAUUCUAGUGUUAACAAAUAA
Molecule: messenger RNA, 5079 nt
Organism: Saccharomyces paradoxus
Lineage: Eukaryota; Fungi; Ascomycota; Saccharomycetes; Saccharomycetales; Saccharomycetaceae
Gene: ESC1
Product: Esc1p
Exons: 1
Coding region: 1-5079 (1692 amino acids)
Source: RefSeq, a predicted model, not a curated record